Opisthorchis viverrini is the source of this 198-nucleotide messenger RNA. RefSeq lists its product as hypothetical. The record is from RefSeq and is a predicted model, not a curated record. Lineage: Eukaryota; Metazoa; Platyhelminthes; Trematoda; Opisthorchiida; Opisthorchiidae. The transcript has a single exon. Bases 1 to 198 code for a protein of 65 amino acids.
AUGAUUGGCACCACGGGUAUCGAAGAGCGCUUCCUCAUGUUGGUGAAUUGCACCGCGGAAAGCGGAUUCCGCCUCCUCUGGCCGCAGCACAAAGCAAGAUUACUGGAACUCGCCCAGAUCAAUUCACCCAAGGAUGAUGCUUCCUCAGUGGAAGACUUUGUUUGGUGUUUGGUGAAACAUUCAAACAAAGCCAUUUGA